UCCUAAAUAACUUUAGACUGAUAGCACCAUUCGAAUACCCUGGCGCUGUACUUCUGAUACGCCAUUCUCACUUUUUUACACCCUUAGAUAACCUGAACAUAUCUCCCCUUACCCACCUCUCUCCGUAUUAUGCUCUUGUCCUUUCCAAAUAUGUCUGAUUCCACCUCUGCCCCACAGGCUCCACAUCAGGCGAUUCCAUCGCUCUCCAUUCCAAGCAUUUCGGGAACCAAAACGUCGCUUCCGCCAUUGUCACACAUCCUUGCAUCUACCCAAAAACACACAUACCCUGCAUCAGCCUCCUUAUCGGCCCCUAGCUCCGCGUCUUCCAGCGCGUCAGCCCCCAGAAGCAACUCGGCCCCUCACACCCAGUUGCCUAGUAUUUCAACCUUCAAUAUCCCAUUUCACAAUACCGCUCCAGCGCCGUUCCCUACCCCCGUCCGUAACGCGGUUUUGCCAACCACGCCUAUGGUGUCAAAGCAUGGCAGCACUUACGACCCACGCACCCUGGGCCUCCCUACUCCUCAGUCACAGCCCCCUAACGGCCCGCUCGCUAUCCCGUCGCUCCACCAACCAGCUGUUGAGUAUCAGUACGCGCAAACACCAUCGGUUCCGAGACAGAUGCCCGAAGCCGCUACUGCCGUCUUUCGCACGCCCUCCCACAAGGAAAACGCUAAGGGAUGCAAGGCCCUGGAGCAGGAUCUGCGCACAAAGUCUUUUGCCUUCAUCUCGCACUCCCAGGAGACAUUUCCGCUCCAUGAGCCAAGCAUUGACAACGCCCAGUUAGCGCGUCGCAAGAGAAGAAGAACCUCCCCGGCGGAGUUGUGCAUCUUGCAGGACGAGUUCCUUAAGUGCCAUACCCCAAACCGCUCCAAGAGAGUGGAGAUCGCUGCCAAGGUGGAUAUGACCGAAAAGGCGGUCCAGAUCUGGUUUCAGAACCGGAGACAGAACGUGAGAAAGUUGCACAUGGAGACCAAGCAAGACGUCCAUGUGGACUUGAUGCCAGUUAUGGAACGCAACACCCAUCCCCAGAUGAUGCCAUUGCCGAUCGCUGAGAAUCUUCCUGCGAAGCAGUACGACUUCCAUGGUCCGGGAAUGUUGCGGACCCCUACCAAGACUUCCAGUGUAAACGGUGAAGAUGCUAGAUCCCAGUUCUCCACCUCGCCACUUGAAAGCCCCACCGCGCGUUCUCCGUUCCAUUCUCCUUCCUACAAACCCAGCCUGGUCCCAGCGCAACUCUUGGUCAGCACCGCUCCCAACCCUGCCCACGUGUUUCCUGUCAUGAAGAUGAUGAAGACCCCAGCGAAGAAGCAGCCGGAGCCGAUUGCGUCAACCCCACAGCAGUCAACCAUGCACAGCCGCUCGAGUACGGUUAUGGCCAGCGGUGCUUCCACCAUGACCUUCCGGUUGAAGAGUGUUACCGCCAAGACGCCAAACGCUUCUGUUAGAAGAAAGACGAAGAAGCUGCAGGCGAAGACCGAAACCAGCACUAAGAAGAGGGACGCGAACGAGGACGAUGUGGCUGAUGUGUCCAUGAACCCAGACGACACCUUCGAGUCUCACGCCGAGGCGUCUGUCUCCAAGAGAAAACAUGAUACAAAGAGGCAGAAAGUCGUUGCCCCAGCCGUAGUGGAGGGCUAUAACUGGUCCACCUCUACCCCACAAAAGCCCUCGAGGGAGACUGAUGCUUCUGAGAACCCAGAAAGAAGAAAUUUGAAAGACUUGUUGAUCUUGUCCCAUGAUGACGAGCCAACCCAGGCUAAGAAGCCGUUGGCUAUUAACCAUAAUGUCUUGAACCGUAGCGUACCAGCGACCAAAACCGGGGAGGCUGUCAAUGGAAAUGGUGGGGAAAUCGAGUGUAUCGAACACUUGUUGUCAUUGAGAACUGGUAACUGGAAAUAGAUACUGGCUGUCUAUAUCGGUUAUUAGAAUACACGCGUACUGCAAGUUUACAUUUAUUUUAAUAUGUUUGGUAUCCAUUUUUUGUAGAGCCUGAAACCAAU
Messenger RNA from Babjeviella inositovora NRRL Y-12698, 2000 nucleotides. RefSeq names its product Yox1p (gene YOX1). The record is from RefSeq and is a predicted model, not a curated record. The transcript has a single exon. Gene Ontology annotation, biological process: regulation of transcription by RNA polymerase II; cell differentiation. Lineage: Eukaryota; Fungi; Ascomycota; Pichiomycetes; Serinales. The coding region runs from base 151 to 1899 and encodes 582 amino acids. Gene Ontology annotation, molecular function: RNA polymerase II cis-regulatory region sequence-specific DNA binding; DNA-binding transcription factor activity, RNA polymerase II-specific.